Zychaea mexicana is the source of this 2282-nucleotide messenger RNA. RefSeq names its product VTC domain-containing protein. The coding region runs from base 284 to 2143 and encodes 619 amino acids. Gene Ontology annotation, cellular component: vacuolar transporter chaperone complex; fungal-type vacuole membrane. The record is from RefSeq and is a predicted model, not a curated record. The transcript is spliced from 2 exons. NCBI's taxonomy places the organism in Eukaryota, Fungi, Mucoromycota, Mucoromycetes, Mucorales, Lichtheimiaceae.
GAACAACAAUAACAACGGAUGGACCGAACGCGACGAACGCGACUUUGUCACGCGUUACGAGCAAGAGCUUGCCAAAGUCUACCGGUUUGUGGAUGCCAAACUUACCGACAUUAAGCGUCGAGUGAGUGCCUGUGAAAAGGCUCUCAGCAGUACGAGCACUGCACCCGCCGCCGCCGCCGACCACGACGACGGUGGCGGUCUUGCGGAUCAACUUGCCGAGAUUCUAUUUCAAGUCAAUGACUUGGCCCGAUUCCAUCGACUCAACUGUCAAGGAUUUAUAAAGAUGGCGAAAAAACACGACCGCUGGACCCAUUUAAGCAACUUGACGCAACACUAUCACCAAACCCUCCAAAAGAAAUGGCCUAUCGAGACGGACAUGGCGCACCAGUUGGAUCAAGUUGUUGUUCGCAUCUCGUAUGCAAACGUAACGUGUGAAGAAGGAAUAGCAGGACCAUUACCACCACCACGAUCGUCGUCGUCACCGACAACCCUCUAUAACGAUCAAACGGCCUUUGAACGCGCAACGACAAAGUAUUGGGUGCAUCCGGAUAAUGUCACCGAAGUCAAAUCCAUCAUCCUGUUUCAUUUGCCUGUCCAUAUCUACAACAAGGAAAAGCAGUACGAGGCCAAAGAUGCAGCGAUUUCAUCUGUCUAUUUCGAUAAUUCCAACUUUGACCUGUACACCGAACGAUUGGAACGGACAAAAGGCGCAGAGGCCAUUCGGUUUCGUUGGUAUGGACAAGAGACCGACAGUAUCUAUGUCGAACGCAAGACGCAUCAUGCAGAGUGGUUGGAUGGCAACUCGGUCAAGGAUCGGUUCAUGCUGAAUGAAAAGGAGGUGGAUGCGUUUGUCCAAGGCAGCUACACGGCGGAUGCGAUUGUUGCGGAUAUGCGUGCACGCAAUAAUAAUAAAACCAAGAACAACCCUAAUGAUGAAGACACCCUCCAGCAUCAGCAUUUUGUGGCCAAGGGCGUCGAAAAAUCAUUCCGUGAGCGUCAUCUAGAGCCCAUGUGUCGCGUCUACUAUAACCGUACAGCAUUCCAACGACCCAACGACCAACGCUUACGGAUUUCGCUCGACUGCAACUUGACAUUUAUCCGGGAAGACCAACUCGACGGCAAGGUGCGACGACCCCACAACAAGUGGCAUCGCACGGACGUCAAAAUCGACCAUCCUUUCCACCACGUCCAUCCACGCGACAUUCAUCAUUUCCCGUAUGCGGUGCUUGAGACCAAGAUCCAGACGCAUCUGGGACAAAAGGUGCCGGCCUGGCUACAAGCGCUCCUCUCUUCCCAUUUGGUGUACGAGGUGCCGCGUUUCUCAAAGUAUCUGCAUGGAGCCUCACACAUGUUUCGAGAUCAGGUACCCGUGUUACCGUGGUGGUUGGAAGAACUGGACAAGGACAUUCGCAAGCCGCCGGUCUUUGGUGUAGGCUUGUCCCGCUCAUUGAGUCUGCAGCCGCUGGUCAAUGGCCAUCAUCGUCGUUCACUUUUCCAACCAUCCUCCGCUGCCGCGCAACCACAACACGUGUCCAUCAAUCUUAUGGGUGAUGCAAAGAAAGGUGCUGCUGCUGCUACUACUACCACACGUAAAAAGUCAUUGAUGAUGGCAGCGACGGGUAGAGCCAAGGAUGAUGACAAAAAGGGAGGCAAUGGAGACCUAUUGUCACGAUUCUAUCCCAAACUGGUCGACAGCGGCAAAAAGUUCAUCAGCAACAAGGAGACACCAUCAUCACAACAGCAACAACAACUACCACGUCCAAUAUCGCAACGCAUGAUGAAGCGCACAGAGCCAAAGACGUUUUUUGCAAACGAACGCACGUUUAUCUCCUGGCUACAGUUCUGUGCUUUACUGUUGACGGUGGCACUCAACUUGCUGAACCAUGGAGACCAUAUAUCGCGUGUCAUUGGUGCAGUGUUCAUCAUUAUGGCGUCAGUUUUAUGCUUUUAUGCACUUGGACGGUACCAGUUCAGAGCGUAUCAAUUACGUACAGGCCGAUUCAUUACGCGCUAUGAUGACUUGUAUGGACCCACCAUCCUAUGCAUCUGUCUGGUGACUGCAUUGAUCGUUAACUUUUAUCUUCGGCUUCCCGCCAUCACCCAACAAUCCACUAUAACACCACCACCACCACCUUCAUCUUAGAACAAAGAACGCAUCCCAUUAUUCUUCUUCUUCCUCAUGCAUUUGCCUUGUUUUUGCUCUCUCUGUCGCUAAUCAUCUUUUCAAAGAGGACCCCUUUCAUAGUCUCAAAACAUUAUCAUUAAAAAGCAGCAUAUAUAUA